AUGCUAUGGAUCCACGGGGGAGGGUUUCAGGCGGGAGCGGGUGGUGACUACGACGGCACCCAAUUGGCCGCCAACUGGGACGUGGUUGUGGUGACCAUUAACUAUCGGUUGGGAGCCCUGGGCUUCCUGUGCACUGAUAGGCCGGACGCGCCCGGAAAUGUCGGUCUCUGGGACCAGGCGAUGGCCAUGCAGUGGGUUAAGAAGUAUAUCACCAAUUUUGGUGGCAAUCCCAAUGAUAUCACCGUAUUUGGCGAGAGCUCGGGUAGUAUAUCCAUAAGCGCCCAUAUCCUGUCAAAUGUGACCCAGAGCUAUUUUAAAAAGGCAAUCAUGGAAUCAGGGUCAGUCCUAACAAAUCUCCAGAUGCGCUCCAAGGCCUACACAACACGACUGGCCAUGAGGUACGCCCAACAGUUAGGUUGCGACCCGAAAACGACUCCGGAUUAUGUGAAAUGUAUGCGCUCCACCACCAUAUCGUUUCAA
Molecule: messenger RNA, 480 nt
Organism: Oppiella nova
Lineage: Eukaryota; Metazoa; Arthropoda; Arachnida; Sarcoptiformes; Oppiidae
Source: the annotation of a GenBank genome assembly